AUGCGGCGUGAAUAUCGGGCCGUGUUGCAAGAGUUGGAUGCACACGACGAUCGCUGGAAACCUAAGGAUGAUGUCUCUGUGAGUACGAAUCAUAGAAAGGUUUUUCCUGGCGAUGAAUGGGAACUGCUGUUAAAAGGCAGAGAAUUGGAACUGCGGAGCGUUUUUGUGAGUGAUGCGGCGUCCGCUUGUCACGUUGUGCAGAGCAGUGUGACUAACGUCGUCUUUGUGGAGGGGAGUUUGGUGGUGACGUUUUCUGUUAUACACGCUGCGUCAGUAACCGCUGACGAACUUGACGCUCGAAUCAACGAUUUCCCUUUUAACAACGUACUGGAUCUGUAUCGCCGCAGACGAGAUGCGAAGUCGUUCGAGGAUAAAUUGCAGGAAGUAACAGACAGUCAGGCUGAGCAGUUGAAAGCUAUGUCAGCCGCUCUUGAAGCAAAGGCAAUCGCUGCAGACGCCCAGCUGGGGAGCAUGAAACUGGCCUUGACGAUUCUAGGCUGUGAAGAAUCGGUAAGCGACAGCGUUGGAGACACCCUCGUGCAGCAAACGACGGAAGCCGUAGGACGCGAAUCGAAGCUUCGGAACGCACUCAGUAUUGCUCUCGAACGCGAAAAGGUGCUCGUCGAAGCAUUACGAGAAUCGAAUGGCGCCGCUUCAGCUCAACAGCAUGUGGAGGCGGCGCUGAGGACUCGUCUGACGGUGGCUAGCAACGUCUCCGAUUUGCUGCAGAUGAACGUGGCGGAGGCAGAAGAGCGCCAGUCACUGAUCAUGAGGCUAAUUUCCAACGCCCCUUUUUCGUUGAUUGCUGGCGAAAGUCUCCCGGCAACGUUGCAGUUGUGCUCCCUGUUAAACUGCACCGUGGCAGAGGUGCGCUUUGCACUGGGGGAUCGGUUGAAGUCGUUGACGCGACUAGAAGCCUACGCAGCAAGUCAGGUCAAUGAAGUGGUUUGGUACAGGGACCCCAUCGCUGUAAUUGCAGUACAACGGCUUCAUGCUGCUUUGACAAGCAACGUAUCGGAAUCGUCGCCUUUUACCAGGCGGUGCAGCGGCGAUGAGCAGCAGGCUUUCUUGAUUCGGACACUCGAUUUGGCGUAUGAGGAACUGCAAAGCGUCCGAGCCACGUGCUUGCAAAAAGACGGGCUGGUAGAGGCCUUGACGACGCUCGUUCACCAGUGUGGAAAUUCAUUGCGUGGGACGUGGCAGCGGCUCCGUAGUGUCACCCCUCGCGCUACGCCACCGUCAGUCGAAGAGCCGCUGUUAUCGGAAACGCAGCGACGAGAAAAUCUGCUGACCGUGUGUCGUGGGCUCGACGCUUCGGCAGCGACUUGCGUCGGCCAACAAAAAGAACUGACGGAGUUGCUUCAAAGUACGCUCUCAACUCUCCAUGCUGUUUCCACAAAGGCAGCGCCGACGAUUCCCGGUGACGGCGGCGGCGACCGCACUAUGCACCAGACACUCACAACAGUCACCGAUGUUGGCAUCGGGAACAUUCCGGCCUUUUCACAAGUUCCACAGCUGGCGCAGCAGCUGGGGAAUGAGGUCACCCAGUUGAGAGGCGUGGCCGCAUCGAUGCCAGCACUGGUAGUUGCCGUGCAUCAGCGAGAUGCGUUAAUCCGCACGAUUGAAGCUUGCUGUGCAACACUCCGCAGACCCGUCAGCGACUGCAGCGAAACAGAGUCAUCGCUCUCUCACCAUGCCGCAGCUGGAAGUGGCGCCAAUGAAAAAGCAGGUGACGGCCGUGUCCAGAAAGCGCUGCCAGCGGGCGAGGCGGCAGCUGCAGCGCUAAGUGAAAUUUCCAGCUCAGUUGGUAGCACCCUCCAGGCCUUUAUCCAGAGCACUACGCAGUCGAUCAACGUCUUGGAGGAACUCGCGGGUGGUGAGCGAACUGGCAUGCCGGUGCAUUCCCGCCCAACUCGGCUGCUGGACGUGACAGAUGGCGUACGGUUUCGAGUGAGGCAGCUGGAGCGGGAACAGCGCAAUACAGAAGAGCAACGAGAGCGCGAGCAGCAAGAGCGUGAAAUGGCCGUCGAGUCUUCAGAGAAGGCGCUGUUGGCGUUGCGUGAGCGUUGUGAGGCUACUGAGACGCAAGGCAGAAACCUGGCCGACGAACUCGCAACAUUGCAGCAGAAUGUGACGCGUGUACAGAACCGCUGGGACGCUCUGGUGCAGGUGUUUGGCGCGUUUACGCAGCAGGUGCACGAGGCUGCAACCGAAAGAACGGUGGGGCAGUCGACGCUCACGGAGGAGCUUGUUCCUUUGGUGCAGCGAUGUUUGUCUCUGCAGGACAGCGACAGAAACGCAGUGGAGAUCUUGAGAGCCCGCUUGUCAGAAGUGCGUGAUGCGUGUCAGCGACGCUGCAGUGACCUGCGUCGUGCAGCGGCCGCCAAUGAAACGCUGAAACAGCAGGGCACCGACUUGUCCGCCACCAUCGCGUCGCAAAACGAGAGCAUCCACAAACUGACGUUGAAGCUGGAGGCUUUGCAGACCCUCACCGCGAAGAUGGAAGCGAACGCCGCCGAUCAAGUCGAAGCUGCGGCUCAGGAGAAGAAUGCUGCCGCAGCGGCGCAUCGCGCGACGCUCGCCGAAGCGGAGGUGGAGCGUCUAGCGCUGGAGGCAAAGAUAAACGCGGCGGAACUCGAGGUGGCGAGGCUGACGACACAGCUGAGCCUCAACAACCAGCGCAGCAGCAACGAGCAGACUCGUAUGUCGCAGCUGGAACGGGCAAGGCAAGACCAAGAGGAUGAUAUCCUUGCAUGCUUGACAGCUGUUGGUAACGUUCGCUCUCUUGCUGAAGUGGGCGAGAUGGUGUCAACCUAUCGUUCCGAGUACAAGAAACGUUCGCUGGAGGCCAAGGAGGCCCGCCACCGUCGUGAGCUGGUCCAGGAGUGGGCGACCACGAUGGGUUUCGUUCCUGUGGAGAUGAGCACCCUAUGGACUCUGGUGGGCGCUGCAGCACAACAGUUGCCGGGGUUGCCGCUGCGUGAAGUGGCGAGGGAGAUACAGCGGCUGCAGAGGAACGUCGCGGAUGCGGAGCGCAUGUUGGGGGCAUCCCUUUCGGAUGCUCUGGCGGACGGCGACGCCACUCGAGCAGCUCUCUUGCGAAUGGUCAGUCAGGUACACGGUCUUUUCUUUCCACCUGUUAGCGACCUCAGCUCGCCAGCUCGCUUGACGGAUUCUGCGGAUCUGCAAGCAGCGCGCUCUCUGUCAACGACGCGAAGGAAGGGAACUACAUCCCUCUCGUGGUGUGCCUGCCCGGAAAAACUGGUAGAUGCUGUGGCGCGACUGCUGGAUCAUCAACAGAACUUGCAGGAGGCGGAAGAGGGAGCGCUGCGUAGCGAGCAGCUGUGGAGCACUACCGUCGUACGCACGUGUGGUUUCUUACACAGCGCACUCUCUGCGGCCGGCAGCUUUGUCACCUACCACGACGACAACCGCAGCGCUGACGACGGCGACGGCGAGGAGUGCGCAUCGCCUUCACUCACCACCCCGCAGGACACACAGCAGGCCGCACGCCGAGCGCUAGAGUUGGUGGCAAAGCACGCGGUAGAACACAUGAUGGAGCGCGCAAACCUUCUCCGGCAGUUGCGCGCAUUACUGCAGUCGUGCCUGUCGACAACCGAAGCCUCAUUGGAAACCCUGGUUGCGUCUGUGGUGCGAGAGAUGGAGACGCUGCGCCGUGCGUCUCAUGCGUCCAGCCAGCACCGACGGAACGCCGACAACGCUGUCGCCGUGCUGACUUCCAUCUUGCACGACGCCACAGAUGCUCUGCCAGAUUCCGCAUCAUUUCUUCUUGUCCAUUCCACGCAAGAGCAGCAGCAGCUGGAGGAACACAUCGAAGGAGUAGAGGCAGCCGCAGGCGCCGGAUUAGUACGCAAGUGCAAAGCCUACGCAAAGGAAUGCUCUCGGCUGUCGGCAUUAGAAGGUGCACUGUGGCGAGUGCUAAAGCGAGGAUGCAGUAGUGAAGAGGGGGCAGAUCUUGGCGCUGCCUCUUCGCUAGUCGGUGUGGCGGAGAGGGUGACGACAGAGUUGGCGAGUUUGCGCGACAGCGUCGUACCCAAGUUGAAUUCGACGCUUCGUAGCACUGCAACGAACGCACUCGUUCUGCAGGAAACUGUGGAACGCAUGGAGGUGUGCCUGGUAGAGCUCACGAGCCGCGUCAAGGUUUGCUAUGCGGUUCCAUUAGCUGACCUUAAAGAGCUGCAUCAGCAAACUUCUACGCGUGCGGACAACCUGGAAUUGCUGUUGUCACAGAAAACCGAGCAGUUAAGGCAGCAGCAGAAUGCGUAUGAUACGCUCGAGGGGGCCGCGCUGCGGCUUGCACCAGGGCAGGAAAAGUGUCGCCAGCUUGCAGACAUGGGAACGCGCGGGACGAACUGCUUGACCGUCGCUGCGCCAAGAAGCGCUUUAGAAGUGGUGGAGCAGGAGGCCGAUGUGCUGCUGCAACUCCUCGAGGCAUACAACACGCUUGCGACGCAGUCAACGCAGCGAGGUGCAGAGCUGGAGCAACUAAAGGCGGUUCACAAUAAAACCACCGCGCAGCAGCGAGGCGAGCUCUCCGCCGCACGAGAUCAGCUCGGUGAAUGGGGAGAGCGCACUGAGGGUUUCGCUUCCUUUGCAAAGGAGAUGUGCCGCCUUCUGAAACUACCGUUGCAGAGCCUUACCGGAGAAGGCGAACCCGCAGCGUCGGUGGACGUGGUCCGUGCUGCUUUGCCGCAGAUCACGAGCGCCGUGGCACACUUGGCUCGCCAGGCCACGGCGCAGCAAGAUGAACUUCGUCGUUUCGAGGGGAAGGAGGCGGCAGCGGCGCAGGCGGCAGAGGAAAUGCGGCAGCGCAGCGCCACUGCCGAGGCACAAUGGAGUGAACUUCAACGACGUGUGGAGACGCACGAGCGCGCGGAAGCGGACGAGAAGGUUGCGACGCUAGAGAAACUCCGCUCUGCCGCAGAGGCGCAUCAACGUCUUAUGGCUGCUUUAUCUGCCUCAACGGUGCCGCCGCUCGCAGGAGUGUCGCUGUCACUACCGGCAAUGGGGGACAGCACGACCGCCUCUCCCGUACCUGUGAGCCGUGCCGCAUGGACAGCAGUAGCGGAGGCGGUGGAGUGGCUUGUCCACGACGUUGACCGCCGCGUUGCCUCGGAAGCGAAUGCCGCCGCGGAGCACAGCACCCUGCAGUCGCACGUCACACAACUGAACAAAGAAUUGCGGAGAAAGAAGACCCAAGAGGCUCAGCUACUGGCCCGGCUUAACGAGACACUGACGUCCACGAACGGAGCCUCCUCUGCAUCUCUCGAAGACGCCGUUGCGGCUGUGGAAGGGCACAUGGAGGGCUGCGCUCGUCAGACACACGCCCUGGAGGACCGUGUGAAAGAACAGGAGCAGAUGCAGCGUGAACUAAGUACCGCACUACACAAAUCGCAGUCAAAAGAGACACUGCACGAAGCGCAGGCGGCCGCAGCAGAGGAAAAGGAAAAGGAGUUGCUGGAGCGCCUUACAGAGCUGCAGCAGCUAGCGUACAACGCGUUUGCCGCGGCGCGUGCACGAGCGACGACUGUGCUGGCCGGCGGAAACCUUCCUCCUGCUGCGCAGGACGGCACCGCGGAACGCCACUAUGACGGUGUGAUUCACCUCGUUGAGCAGCUGGUGCUUCGCCUACAAGAAAGCAGCCAAAUGAAUACCCGGCUCUUGGAUCUGAAAAAGAGAAACGACGAGAUUCAACGGGGCAGCGAGACUGCCGAAACAGGCGUGAAGACGCUCUUGACGGUCCUCUACGAAGAGCUGUUACCGCAGCUGGUGGAUGACAUGGUACAGAAUGGGAAUGAGCUGCCGCCUUUUCAGCACGUCGACGCUGCUCCUUUGAGCGCCGCCUCUCCUUCGCCCCAUGCGAGCGGCGGUAGUCGGGUGAGUGCAGCGGUCAUUGACACCGCCGUGCAGACAAUCCGCGAAGCUUCGCGGUGUGUGCGAGACCUCCGGGAUGAUAUGAAGGGUGUCGUCACCUUUGUGGAAAGCCACUUCGGUGUAUUGCCUCCUCCCCCAACCCACAUGGGUUUCCCUGUCACGACGAGGGCCACGAUUUCUGGCGUGGCGGUGACUCGGGAACUAGAAGCGCACCUCUCUCUGACCGACACAGUUCACGCCACAGCGAAGCUGAUGCGCAGCGUCGUGGAGGCCAAAUGCACCUCCACGGUGAACUUCCUACAAGCAGUUGAGGCCGACUUGUUAGGCCGUCCCUCUGCCUUUGCAAAGCUUUCCUUUACCACGCUGCGACCCGCCCCCUUUGUGGAGUGGCUGCGGCAGCUCACUGAGGGCCUUCGUACGAUGCAUGCGCGUAGUGAGCGCCAUCGCCGACAGAUGCGUCGUCUGCCCAUGUUCAUGGACGCUCUGGUGGAGAUUGUACACAGCCAUGGAGGGCGUGUGGAUUUGCCUGCUUUUGAACACCCCACCGCACUUGCUGCCUCCGUCAACGACACCUCCUUCACGAGCCGUCCCUUUUCCGCGGAUGACGACUUUGCGGAACUACACGAGGAGUGGCAGGAGCUGGAGCAGGAGGCUGUGCUGGACGGAGUGCAGGCGCUGCUAACGAAACAUGACAAGGAGAUGCAGCGAAUCACGGCAGACUUGCAAGACGUCACUUCACAGUAUCGCCAGUUUUCACAGGAGCAAGCUGCGGCGGAGCACAUUGUGGAGGAGCUUCGGCAGCGGGUGCAACACAAGGUGUUGGAAGAUGACAAGCUGGAAGCGAGUUUGCGGGAGCUUGACCGUCACUUGGACGCGCAAGCCCGCGAACUCGGUCUGAAGUAUCAGGCAGAUCAAGAUGCUAUCGUGAAGCGGUUCUCUGCCAUGCGAUCUACCAUUUACGCUGCCAUGAACGGCUCGUACGCUGCCACCGCAGCAGCGCCGAAUGUGUCUACCGCGUACUGGUCUCCGCGGAGCUCGGAACGUGGCCGUUCACUCUCUCGCAUCAAGUAA
Molecule: messenger RNA, 6966 nt
Organism: Leptomonas pyrrhocoris
Lineage: Eukaryota; Euglenozoa; Kinetoplastea; Trypanosomatida; Trypanosomatidae
Exons: 1
Coding region: 1-6966 (2321 amino acids)
Source: RefSeq, a predicted model, not a curated record